Molecule: messenger RNA, 915 nt
Organism: Telopea speciosissima
Lineage: Eukaryota; Viridiplantae; Streptophyta; Magnoliopsida; Proteales; Proteaceae
Product: membrane-anchored ubiquitin-fold protein 2-like
Exons: 4
Coding region: 203-559 (118 amino acids)
Source: RefSeq, a predicted model, not a curated record
AACUUGUAAGCAACUGAGGUCUCUAGUUACUCUUCUGGUAUUUGUAAAGAGUGAAGAUUAAAUUCAUAUUAUCUCAGCGGGAUCUAAAUUUUCAUAAGAACCCAAUUGGGUUAGAAACGUUAAUCUCUUGAUUUAUUAUUUUGAAGACCCAAGUGAAGAUCUUGGGUGCCUUUCUUCACAAUAGCCUGUGAGAACUCCAGAGAUGUCUGGGGCACAGGAUCGAUUGGAGAUCAAGUUCCGGUUAUCGGACGGGUCAGAUAUUGGUCCCAAGAGUUUCACUGCUGCCACCAGUAUUGCCACCCUCAAGGAAACUAUCAUUUCUCAGUGGCCAAAAGAGAAAGAGAAUGGCCCAAGGACUGUGAAAGAUGUCAAGAUUAUAAGUGCUGGAAGGAUUUUGGAGAACAACAGAACAGUAGGAGAGUGCAGGAGCCCCUUAUGUGAUGUUCCUGAGGGAAUUACAACCAUGCAUGUUGUUGUCCAACCCCCUUCCUCAGAGAAUGGUACAGAAAAGAAAUUGGACCAAUUGAAGCAGAACAAGUGUGUGUGUGCUAUUUUAUAAUUUGCACUUUCAAGUGGAAAGAGUAUUGAAUCUUGUAAAAGAAUUGAAGUUGGUGGAACUCAAGUUUGGCGGUUGUGUGAAUACAUAUCGCUUCUUCAAAGUCUGUUGCUUUUUGUGUGCAAUUGCAUUAUUUGUCAAUUAUUGAAGUCCAUUAUACAGCUAUCCAUGUAUUGACAUCCUAGGAAUCUAUCAAAUUUUUUUAGGUUUUAAAUCAAUUUCUUUUGAUUGCAAAACCUGCUUUCAUAAAAGAUCUGAAAAGAGAGAAAUUUAAAAUUUCACACAAGUGGGAUAUAUAUAUUCCAUUGGUAAGUUUAUUGAGAGGUCAAGAUGUAGUGAAACAUGUAAGGUUAGCAGUA